AUGAAGGAGCUCAAAUUGGAGCAAACGAAGGUCACCAUUAGCUUUAGAGGAUCCAAAUUAAGGGAAAGGGACCGAGAAGAUGAUCGGAAACGGCGAGAAUCCAGUGAACGGAUGGGCUGCUGCCGCCGGCUUCCAUGGCGGUUUCCCGGUGCGUCAACAGCUUCCCCGGUGACCAGAGCACACUCCGACGAAGCUCACAUAAUGGGCUGCCAGUCAGUGUGGUCGGUGCAGCUUGGGUGCGCCGGAACACGGCGGAUUCGGCUGGAGAGAGAGAGACGGCUGCCGCCGCUUCCACCACUCGAUCGGGGUGCGUCACCACCUGAUCGGCCACCAAAUUUAGCAGACAAGCUCACCGGCGGCUGGGCUAUGUCUAUGGCCCGGGCGUCUGAGCAAUGGAUUUUAAAUUACAAAAGAGAUUUUCCACCUGUUGAUUAUUCACUGAAGGUAAACUCAUACACUUUGCUUUCGGAGUCAGAGACAGAAAAAUAUGAUACCAAGGUCUUUGAAGCUGGAGGCCAUAAAUGGAGAUUAUCUUUUUACCCAAAUGGAGACUUGAAAAAUAAUGGGAAUGGUUACAUCUCCCUCUAUUUGGAAAUUGUUGAGACAAACACUUAUGCGCUUAAUUGGGAGGUCACCGCUAACUUUAAAUUUCUUGUUUAUGACCAAAUGGAGGACAACUAUUUAACCAUCCAAGUUGCUAAUGGAGUUGUUAGGCGUUUUCAUGCAAUGAAGAAAGAAUGGGGAAUUGCACAGUUACUUCCACUUGAAACGUUUAAAAAUCCUUCUUUAGGAUAUCUCGUUAAUGACUCAUGUGUAUUUGGUGUGGACGUUGGUGUUGUAAACUGUAGUGGAAAUUGGGAAUCUAUAUCCAUGACUAAGCAGCCAAAGAAAGGCACUUACACUUGGAAAAUCGAAAACUUCUGUAGCUUAAAUAAACCUUUUUGCUCUGAAGUGUUUAAUGUCGAAGGAUUAAAUUGGAAGUUAUUGAUUCACCCAAACGGAGACAGUUCUCAUCAUGGUGUCAAGAACAAGUCAUUCUCAUUUUACUUAGAACUGGUAGAUUGGGGAAGUCGUCAAAUGAAGAAAGCAGUUUAUGCAGAAUACAAUCUAAAAGUGUUGCACCAAGUCGAUGAUGAUCAACAUGUUGAACGAAAAGUUAGCCACUGGUUUAAGGACGAUAUUCUCAAUUGGGGUUUUGCAUGGUUUAUGCCUUUGAAGAAUCUCCGUGAUGAGUCUAAAGGAUCAUUGUGAACGAUACUCUCUGUGUCCAAGUUGUCUUCCUUGUUAUUUCUGUGGCUGAUGUUUUUUCAAGUAAAAACAAAGACAAAAUUAAAUAGAUUAUUAGAAAUUCAUCUUGGAAGCCCUCUUAAUUUAUCAAAGAAAGACUAUCCCAACUUUUCAUGGAAUUAAAAAAUUUCUUUCCAUCAGUAAAGCGUUUCCCAAAAGACUUAAAAACCACACCCUCUUGCUGUUCAACUUUUGCUCAUGGUUGUACACAUUGCUUCGGAAACUCUAUUUUGACCAACUAGUAAAGACUUCUAUAUAUUUUCGAAUUUAAUAUAUAUCUUUGUAAUAUGUUCCGAUUUCAUGUUAUUAAUCUAUUGACAUGUUAUGUGUGUUAAAUGUUCUAA
Molecule: messenger RNA, 1631 nt
Organism: Ziziphus jujuba (common jujube)
Lineage: Eukaryota; Viridiplantae; Streptophyta; Magnoliopsida; Rosales; Rhamnaceae
Exons: 6
Coding region: 1-1251 (416 amino acids)
Molecular function (GO): protein binding
Source: RefSeq, a predicted model, not a curated record